AUGUACUCGGGCUACCUUUACGCUGAUCCCAAUAUCCCAAAAUCUCCAUACCCUUGUGGCUACAUGCUGCUGCCCAAUCCUCAGCUACCGCUGGGUUUCCCGCUACCUCCACAGUACCAGCAGGAGAACUCCUAUUACCAGUCAAUGCUUCCAGCAAACUUGCUUUCCACUCCGUCUCCGUACCCUCCAAGACUGGGCUACUUCCCAAUGCAACACCCUCUGGCGCUGUCCCAACUGGUCUACCUGAGUCGUGGCGUGCUGCAACUGCCCAUAGUCCCUUAUUUGACCCACCCUGCCGCCAAAUCGGGCUUGGACCAUCUAAAUCUCUCAAGAACUGUGAUUUUUAAGAAUUUAAGUGCUGAUCUCACUCUCAACGCGCUCUUGAGUGUGAUUGAUCACGGGCCCAUUGAGUAUUGCAAGAUGUUCUCCUCCACGCCUCCCUCGCAUAUUAAGGACGUGUCAGAGGUGAAAACGUGCUAUAUUUCAUUCGUUAAUACCAACAUUUCUGUGAGCUUCUUUCACAAGUACACGAAAAGCUCAGCAAAUUUGCGCUCGCUUAAAGAAAAACUCAACAAUUCGAAGUACCUAAAGUUGUCUCUUAACGAGCCUUGCUCCUCUAUGUCAAUGAACUCGCAGCCCCCGGUGGGCUCCAACAAUCUUUCGAAGCAGGACUUUAUCAAGCUCAAAACUUUAAACUACAUCUUGGAAUAUAAUGCCACGCGGUGUAUCACCAUUAAGUUCGAAGCAGCGAAUUCGGAUCUUUUGGCCACUACAAAAGAAAGAUUCCGUGCGCAGGCUUCGAAAUUUGGUGUCAUUGAAGACUUCAAAUCGUCUGUUAACGAGCAUAAUUUGACAUUGAAGCUCCUUGUGCAUUUUACUUCGAUUGACGCGGCUAUCAAAGUCUAUGAGUACUACUCAAAGCAGGUACAACGUGAUCACGUACGUCAAGUUAACCUUGGUGAUGACGAGAAAAUGGCCUCGAAAUGUUUGCUUGUUAAAUUUCAUCGCGACCGAUGUGAUCGCACAGAGUUGCUGUCAUCUCGUCAUUCUCUGACGUCCCAGAUUCCUCGGAACCUUACGAGUAGUUCUCAAGCCUCCUUGUCCUCAUCUCCGAAGCCAAGACGAUCUUUUAAUAGCGAUAUUCAAAAUAUUCCUGAACACAGCGAGAUUCCCAAUGGGCAUCCCACGGAGAAUAACCAUACAAUCGUUAGUCCGUUGUCAAGCCCGCAACAAUCGUCCGAUAACUUGAUGCCAAUAGUUGAGGAGGCUUUUGGUACUAAGAAAGAUCUUCAAUCAGACAACACUAGAGAUUCGUCCAACGAUAUAGAUCUAGCGGUGCAGUCGCAAGCUUGUGAAUCUCUAGAUGGUGUCAGUGUGAUAGAAAGCCAGUCUUCAUCACCUGUGCAUGCCUCGGUGCUGCCGAAGAAUAGAGCCACAAGACAUUAUCAUACAUUCAGUCCCAACCCACUUGACAAUACAAUGCAGCAAGGUCAUCCAAUGUAUGCCCCCGUUAUGGGCUCGGCUAACAUGCUCCCCAUGAGCCACAUGCAUCCCUACCAGUAUAACCCUGAUCCAUUCAAUGUUGGCAAUAGAACAAUAUUCUUGGGAAAUUUGCAUCCAUACACACAAGUUGAGGAAAUUGCUAACAACGUCAGGGCAGGGGGGCUAGUCGAAAGCAUCAACUUUAUUAAAUCCAAACGCAUGUGUUUUAUAACGUUCAUUGACCCUGCAGUCGCUUUAAAAUUCUACCUUAAUCAUCAAGUUUUGCAUCAAUUGAUCAUACAUGGUAAUGACGUGAAGGUUAGCUGGGGCAGGAAUCACUCAGGGCCAUUGAAUAGGGAUAUUGCUUUAGCUGUGACUGCUGGUGCUUCGAGGAAUGUAUACAUCGGUGUGAAGGGCGGUAAAACAAAUCCUGGUGAAGUGCCUCAAUUACCUGAUGAACAAACCUUACGUAAGGAUUUCUCGAAUUUCGGGGAAUUGGAGCAGAUCAAUUUUUACCAUAACAAAGAUUGUGGUUUCAUUAAUUUCAUGAAUAUUUCAAACGCUAUAAGGCUCGUGGAAUUGAUGAAUACUGAGAAUGUUUCCAAGAUCAACGCUAUAGUUGGUGACAGCGGUGAAUUCUACGACAGAUAUAAAAAAUUCAAGAUUAGCUUUGGGAAAGAUAGAUGCGGAAAUCCACCAAAAUUCAGCUUUAAGAAAAAAAAUGCCAGCUUCGAUUACUUCAGCCCUAGCGAAAUAGACCUUGGGAACGUGAGUAAUGAUCUGGAUGAAAAAUUGCAGUGCGAUGCCUUCAACGAGAAGAAAACCUCUAAAUCUGACGAUGAUGAAGACCCCGCAAUCACUGAGGAGGCCGCGAUGGUUUUCGGUAUCAGUACAUCGCCUGCCAAGCAGGAUGAGGAGACCUCUUCUCAACUUGGGAAACAAGGCGCUCGAAAUAUCGUAGCAACCAACGACAAGGACAAAAGUAAUGUCGAUGAAGUCAAACAAAAUGGGGAAACCACCCAAGAUGGUGACAGAGCACAAAAAGAAGACCAGGAAGAGGAAGAAGAGGACGAUGAUGAGGAUGAUGAUAUCUCCAUCAUAAUAGGAUCCGAUGUCACCACCUCCUCAAUCAGAGAUUUGACGCCUCAAAGACAGAGAAACUCAAGUCGAGCUAUCAAUCAUGUACGUGACGCGAAUGACAAUCAUUCGCAGCACUGGUAUGCGUCGAAGAAUUCCUCGACUUUGUCUCUUAAUUCCAAUCACCGCAAGUAUCUGAAUCAUUACCCACCAGCCUUCAGUCCGAUGCCGCAGCUGAUGUACUUGCCUGCGUAUCCUCCACCACUGAUGCCUGGGUCGUCGAGGUCGGGUAGUUUCUACAAUGGAGGCAUGGAUGGCCUGGUGCCACAUUUACCUCAUCACAAUUCGUACUCUGGGGCUUCGAUGCCACAUUUGAACAGAAGUCACUCAACUUUUUCGGGCUCACAAGUCAUGGCACAGUAUUUGGCGAAAGCGCAGCAUGAUAAUUUCAUAUAUGCAACAAAUAUUUUGGCCAAUGAUGUAACUCCUGAUGAAGUGAAGGAGUACCUGUCAAGGCGCUUUUCCAAAAAAAGUGCUUGCGAAGGCGAACAAUAG
Molecule: messenger RNA, 3114 nt
Organism: Candidozyma auris
Lineage: Eukaryota; Fungi; Ascomycota; Pichiomycetes; Serinales; Metschnikowiaceae
Exons: 1
Coding region: 1-3114 (1037 amino acids)
Cellular component (GO): cytoplasmic stress granule
Molecular function (GO): mRNA binding
Source: RefSeq, a predicted model, not a curated record